Molecule: messenger RNA, 3651 nt
Organism: Diaporthe amygdali
Lineage: Eukaryota; Fungi; Ascomycota; Sordariomycetes; Diaporthales; Diaporthaceae
Product: myosin-1
Exons: 3
Coding region: 1-3651 (1216 amino acids)
Biological process (GO): endocytosis; vesicle transport along actin filament; actin filament organization
Cellular component (GO): vesicle; actin cortical patch; cytoplasm
Molecular function (GO): microfilament motor activity; actin filament binding; ATP binding
Source: RefSeq, a predicted model, not a curated record
AUGGGUAUCACCAACCGUCGAAAGGAUAAAGGGGCCAAGCAGGGCGGAGCUGUCGCAGCCGGCGGCGGCCAUGCCGGCGCAGGAGGAGCGAAGCCAAAGAAGGCCACCUUCGAGACCACCAAGAAGAAGGAGAUCGGCGUUUCAGACCUCACCCUGCUCAGCAAGGUCUCCAACGAGGCCAUUAAUGAUAACUUGAAGAAGAGAUUCGAGGGCGCCGAGAUCUACACCUACAUCGGCCAUGUGCUGGUUUCCGUCAACCCCUUUCGCGACCUCGGAAUCUAUACCGACCAAGUCCUCGAGAGCUACAAGGGCAAGAACCGGCUCGAGGUGCCCCCGCACGUCUUUGCGAUCGCCGAGUCUGCAUACUACAACCUGAAGGCCUACCAUGACAACCAGUGCGUCAUCAUCUCGGGCGAGUCUGGUGCGGGCAAGACCGAGGCUGCGAAGCGCAUCAUGCAGUACAUCGCAAACGUGUCCGGAGGCGAGUCGGGCGACGUCAAGCAAAUCAAGGACAUGGUGCUGGCAACCAACCCUCUGCUGGAGUCCUUCGGCAACGCAAAAACGCUGCGGAAUAACAACUCCUCGCGUUUCGGCAAGUACCUGCAGAUGCACUUCAACGCCCAAGGCGAGCCCAUCGGCGCCGACAUCACCAACUAUCUGCUCGAGAAAUCCCGAGUUGUCGGCCAGAUCCAAAACGAGCGAAACUUCCACAUUUUCUACCAGUUCACGAAGGGCGCAUCACAACAUCAGAGAGAGAUCUUCGGAGUACAAAAGCCUGAAACGUAUCUCUAUACAAGUAGAUCCAAAUGUCUGGAAGUUGAUGGAAUCGACGAUCUCGCCGAGUUCCAAGACACGCUGAACGCAAUGAGUUUGAUUGGCCUGUCCCAAGGGGAGCAAGACAAUAUCUUCAGGAUGCUUUCUGCGAUCUUGUGGACUGGCAACCUGGUCUUCAAGGAAGACGACGAUGGGUAUGCCGCUGUGUCUGAUUCGUCCGUUGUCGACUUCUUGGCCUACCUGCUCGAGGUCGACCCCCAGGCGCUCAUCAAGGCCAUCACCAUUCGCGUCUUGACACCGAGGAACGGUGAGGUCAUCGAGUCUCCCGCCAACAUUGCGCAAGCAACAGCCACGCGCGAUGCCCUAGCCAAAGCGGUAUAUUACAAUCUGUUUGACUGGAUUGUGGAAAGGGUCAACCAGUCAUUGAAGGCCAGGCAACCAACAACAAACUCGAUCGGCAUUCUCGAUAUCUACGGUUUUGAGAUUUUCGAGAAGAACAGCUUUGAACAGCUCUGUAUCAACUACGUCAACGAGAAAUUGCAGCAGAUCUUCAUCCAGCUGACGCUCAAGGCAGAGCAGGAGGAAUACGCCCGGGAACAAAUCAAGUGGACGCCUAUCUCCUACUUCGACAACAAAGUCGUGUGUGACUUGAUCGAGCAGACCCGCCCGGUGGGCAUCUUCUCCGCCAUGAAAGACGCCACCAAGACCGCGCACGCAGACCCGGCUGCUUGCGAUCGGACCUUUAUGCAAAGCAUCAAUGGCAUGUCCAAUGCCCAUCUGACGCCGCGUCAAGGCAGCUUCAUCAUUAGGCAUUAUGCUGGUGACGUGAGCUACACAGUCGAUGGCAUUACGGACAAGUGCAAGGACCAGCUGCUCAAGGGAGUCCAGAACCUCUUCCAGAUCAGUCAAAACAAGUUCAUCCACACGCUGUUCCCUCACCAAGUCGACACUGACAACAGAAAACAACCACCAUCUGCCGGUGACAGGAUCCGGACUUCGGCUAAUGCUCUUGUCGAAACGCUCAUGAAGUGCCAGCCAUCUUAUAUUCGAACCAUCAAGCCAAACGAGAACAAAUCUCCAACAGAGUACAACGUCCCAAAUGUGCUCCAUCAAAUCAAAUACCUUGGUCUUCAAGAGAACGUGCGAAUCCGUCGGGCUGGCUUCGCGUACCGUCAAUCUUUUGAGAAGUUCGUCGAUCGAUUUUUCCUGCUAUCUCCUGCAACAUCGUACGCAGGAGAGUACACUUGGACCGGCUCAUACGACGCGGCUGUCAAGCAAAUUCUGAAGGACACGAGUAUCCCGCAGGAAGAGUGGCAACUUGGUGUAACGAAGGCUUUCGUCAAGUCUCCAGAGACGCUAUUUGCCCUGGAGCACAUGCGAGAUCGGUACUGGCACAACAUGGCAACUCGCAUCCAGCGAAUGUGGCGAGCGUACCUCGCAUACAGGGCUGAGUCGGCCACACGUAUCCAGCGGUUCUGGCGCAAGAAGCGCACAGGCGCUGAAUACUUGCAGCUGAGGGAUGACGGCCAUCGUGUCCUUCAGGGGCGCAAGGAAAGGCGGCGCAUGAGUCUGCUGGGUUCGCGACGAUUCCUCGGCGACUAUCUAGGCAUCAAUGCGUCCAGUGGGCCUGGCAGUCAAGUGCGCAAUGCUAUUGGACUGGGAAGCAAUGAGAAGGCAGUCUUCUCGUGCCGUGGUGAAAUCUUGGAAGCCAAGUUCGGCCGCUCCAGCAAGCCAAGCCCUAGGAUCCUCAUCGUUACGAACAGCAAGUUCUACACUGUCUCUCAGGCGCUGGCGAACAACCAGGUUCAGAUUAUUGUCGAGCGGGCGGUGCCUUUGGGAGCCGUCAAAUUCGUCGGCGCAUCGACUUCCCGCGAUGACUGGUUCUCGCUUGGAGUUGGCUCACAACAGGAAGCAGACCCGCUUAUGAACUGUGUCUUCAAGACGGAAAUGUUCACCCAAAUGCAACGGGUCAUGCCGGCAGGGUUCAACCUGAAGAUAGGGGAGACGAUCGAGUACGCCAAGAAGCCCGGCAAGAUGCAGCAGGUCAAGGUUCUCAAGGAUUCUCCAUCACCGGUGGACUUCUACAAGAGUGGUGCGGUGCACACACAGCCCGGCGAGCCACCAAACUCAGGAUCGAGACCCAUGCCAAAAGCCAAACCUGUGCCACCAAGGCCCAUCACAAAGGGAAAACUUAUCAAACCUGGUGGACCCAACGGCCGGCCGUCGAGAGCCACGGGCAACCGAAAGCCUCAACCCCGACCUGGAGCUGGAGCUGCGGCGGCUCCGCGUGCCGUGCCCAACCCUACACCUAGACCUGUUCCGAAACCCAUACCCGCACCUGUCACCAUCCCCUCGCACACCCGAAAUCAGUCGGCUGCUUCUGCGACUCGAGUGCCGCCUCCUCCUCCGCCUGCUGCACCUCCGGCCAGGGCGAGGAUCAUGGCCAAGGUUCUUUACGAUUUCGCUGGCCAAAGGGAGAACGAGUUGACAAUCAGGGCGGGCGACAUGAUCGAAGUUGUACAGAAAGAGACUAAUGGAUGGUGGCUAGCUAAGAAAGGCGACGGCCAGGCAUGGGUCCCUGCAGCCUACGUAGAAGAGCAAGCACCAGCACCAGCACCAGCACCGAGGGCGCCGCCCCCGCCCCCCGUCGCAAACGGCAGGGCCAAGCCCGCGGCGCCCCAGCCUCCGGCCAAGCGACCCGCAGCGGGGCGAAAGCCCGCGCCCGCGCCUCAGCCGCGCGACUCCGGUAUGAGCCUUAACGGUUCAGACAGCAGCCGGAGCAAUACGCCCACGCCGAGCCUGGCGGGCAGUCUGGCGGACGCGCUGCUGGCCAGGAAGAACGCGAUGGCGAAGAAAGAGGACGAUGAUGACUGGUGA